CAUCACAGCAACUCUCACACCAUCUCUGAACGAUCCCUCUAAAAUCUCCUCGGCCUUUCGCCCACCGCCCGUGCAGACCGAACCUCCCUGCGCUCCCCGCAACCCCACAACCCCCACAACCCCCACAACCCACCCCCCAGUCCACCGCUCAACGCACCGCACGCACGCUCAAGCAAUGGCGCUGAGGAUCACGACCUGGAAUGUGAACGGCAUCAGGAACCCCUUCGGUUACCAUCCAUGGAGUCAGAAUAAGAGCUUCCGGCACAUGUUCGAUACGCUGGACGCCGACAUCGUCUGCUUCCAGGAGACCAAGAUCCAGCCGAAGGAUCUGACCGAUGACAUGGUGCUGGUGCCGGGCUUCGACUCGUACUUUACAUUCCCGAAGCAGAAAAAAGGCUACAGUGGAGUCGCAGUGUACACGCGGAAUUCGAAAUGCACGCCCAUCAAAGCCGAGGAAGGAAUCACGGGCGCCCUGCAAUCGCUGUCGCAACCCGGCAAAAGCUACAGACUACUGGAACCCGACGAGUGCAUCGGCGGAUAUCCCGACCUGUCGAAGGAAGAGGCGGUGAAACUCGACAGCGAGGGCCGCGCCCUCGUGCUGGAUUUCGGCGCGUUCGUGUUGAUCGGCGCGUACUGUCCUGCCGCUACAGAUCCCUCCAGAGAUCACUUUAGAGCUUGUUUCGUCGAGGCGCUGUGUACCAGGGUGCGCAAACUCGUCAAUGAUCUCAAGAGGCGGGUGGUGGUCGUCGGGGACCUCAAUAUCGCUCGCGAGGAAAUCGAUGCGUGCGAUUCAAAUGAGACCAUGAAGGAGGCGGGAAUGACAGAUUGGAAGGAUACCCUUACGAGAGCCUCGCUGGAUCGCUUGUUACUGCCCCAUCCUAGCGGUGUGGUGUAUGAUCUCUGCCGUGAGCGAUAUCCGGACAGGACCGGCAUGUUCACAUGUUGGGAUGUAAAGAAAAAUAAGAGACCGGGAAAUGCAGGCUCGCGGAUUGACUACAUUCUGUGCUCCCCCAAUAUGUCGAAUUGGUUCGGCGAGGUCAACAUCCAGGAAGGAUUGAUGGGUUCUGACCACUGCCCGGUUUUCGGCGUCAUAAACCCGACCGUCGAUGUCGAAGGCACCCGGAGGAGCAUCAUCGAUUUGUCCAGUCCCGAAGGAAAGUUCCGUGACGGUGUGCUACAGCCAUCAUUCACAGCCCCUCCCCUCCCACGCCUGUGCAUGAAGAGGUUCCCUGAAUACAGCCAGCGUCAGAACAUCAAGGGGAUGUUCGCCAGGAUGGCAUCUACAGCCAAGAGGCCUGCUAGUGAUAUCGAGGACAACCGCCCGACGUCCAUCAAGAACCUGAUCAACCCUCCGGACGAGGAACCGACUCCGACGGCGCCGCCAGCGAAACGUGCCAAGAGGUCGGACAACUUAUCCAACACCGCAAAGCCCAAGGCCGCGUCGAAAACUGCAACGAAGAAUACGAGGUCGAAAGCUCAGUCUACUAGGGGGGGGGGCAAGCCUCAACCAGGCAUCCGCAGCUUUAUGCAGCCCGUGGCGAGUGCGCUCGGCGCAGGUUCCGGUGUUUGUCUGGGUCAACAGGAUGCGUCUCCGAUCCAGUACACACCAUCCACACGGUACAGUCCAAUCGCGCCAGCACCGCAGCCGAACGAGCCGAACGAGCAUCGGCCUGUCAAACAGCCAUACAAUCCACCGCCCGAGCACUCAAACGCGAGCACUACGCAACCCGAUCCACGCGAAUAUGCGCCAGCCGCAACCGCAACCGCAACCGCAACCGCAACGUCGAAUUCUUAUGACGUAUAUACUCCAGACCCAAACUCUGGUUCCUAUGCUUCUAGUUCUAGUGCCCCACCAAUCAGUUCGCCCGACCGACCUGCCACCGCUACAGCUACCGCCGACCUCAUCGAUCCCGUCGAAUCCAUGCAGCAGUGGAAGGCGAUCUUCACAAAGAAACCGCCGCCCCUCUGCGAUUUUCAUAGUGAACCGUGCGUCCAACGCGUCUCCGGCAAGCCGGGUGUCAACGGCGGCAGGGCAUUUUGGGUGUGUUCCAGACCGAUAGGCCCCGACGGAGAGUCCGCGGCGAAAUCGGGUGUAAGGAACGAAUGGCAGUGUAACUUCUUCAAGUGGUGCGAGCGCGAAGGCUAACCUGCAACUAACCAUACAUACAUAUCGAUUUGAUCUGGUUUGAGCUUCUCCACAGUUCAUCUGUUCAUGCAUGCAUUUCCCUUGUGCCGUGAUGAUUGCGGUAUUGUUUUUGCAUAUGUCUGUCUGUCUGUCUGUGAUGUCAUGACGAAUUCUUUUCCCGUUUCCUUCUGUUUUUUUGCGGUUGUGGUUGCGAUUACGAUGGGGCUGCACAAUAUGUGUUCCUUCUUUCCUGGGUUUCAUUUUCCGGUUGUUUUUUUUUACUGCACUUUACUUGGUUGACUGCACUUUACUUUGCUCUACUUGGUGGAUAUUGCUUGUAAUAAGCUCUGCGUACAUAUCAACAGCUACUAGACCAGCUACUUCGCUGUUGCUUGCAGCUUCAUUCCCACCGGCGGCGGACAGCGGGCGGGGGGAACGGGAG
Messenger RNA from Tricharina praecox, 2567 nucleotides. RefSeq names its product DNA lyase. Bases 176 to 2146 code for a protein of 656 amino acids. Gene Ontology annotation, molecular function: zinc ion binding; DNA binding; endonuclease activity. NCBI's taxonomy places the organism in Eukaryota, Fungi, Ascomycota, Pezizomycetes, Pezizales, Pyronemataceae. The transcript has 9 exons. The record is from RefSeq and is a predicted model, not a curated record. Gene Ontology annotation, cellular component: nucleus. Gene Ontology annotation, biological process: base-excision repair.